Colius striatus (speckled mousebird) is the source of this 2652-nucleotide messenger RNA. It is a transcript of the gene SLC35A5, whose product is annotated as solute carrier family 35 member A5. Gene Ontology annotation, molecular function: pyrimidine nucleotide-sugar transmembrane transporter activity. Gene Ontology annotation, biological process: pyrimidine nucleotide-sugar transmembrane transport. Gene Ontology annotation, cellular component: Golgi membrane. The record is from RefSeq and is a predicted model, not a curated record. NCBI's taxonomy places the organism in Eukaryota, Metazoa, Chordata, Aves, Coliiformes, Coliidae. Bases 384 to 1679 code for a protein of 431 amino acids. The transcript is spliced from 7 exons.
GGGUGCGCGCCGCCGCCACUGCUGCUGGACGGCAGGGCGCCGCCCCGUCCCUCCCCGCCCCGCCAGGUGAGGCCGGCGGCAGGCUGGCAGCGCCCCCAGCUGCGGCGCGGUGGGCGAGCGAGACGCGUCGCGCGGGACGCCGAGGCGCUGCCUAUGCUUUCGCGGGCCCGGUGGGAGGUCUGUAGUGGGGAGUGAGGGGAAGCGUCGUGCCGCGGCCUCUUGGGAGCCUGUCUGCUCUGUGUGCUUGCCUGCGGCUUGCGAGCACCGGCUGCAGCCUCCUCGGAGCGGUCCCGCUCCUGGCUGCAACCGUGCGUUGACCUGUGGCAGCGACGUGGCAGACGGCGGUCAGCAAAGCCAGAGGGCAUUGACAGCGAGACGGCAGAAUGAAGACCAAGUGCUGUAGUCGAUUUGUGUUUUGCUCCAAGACAACCACCUAUACCUUUUUGCUUGGUGGAGUGUUUGUUGCGUUGGGAUCAAGUCGAAUCCUUCUGAUGAAGUAUUCUGCCAAUGAAGAUAACAAGUAUGAUUACCUUCCUACAACAGUGAACAUAUGUUCUGAAGUAGUCAAACUGGUCCUGUGUGUGAUAUUGGCACUAUGGGUUAAGAAAAAAGAAGGUUGUUUGGAUCAUACCUUUGCAUGUCUUUCCUGGAAGAAUUUUUGUAAUUCCAUGAAAUGGUCAAUUCCUGCUUUUCUUUACUUUUUGGAUAACUUGAUUGUCUUCUAUGUCCUGUCCUACCUCCAACCAGCAAUGGCUGUGCUCUUCUCAAAUUUUGUCAUUAUAACAACAGCUCUUCUCUUCAGGAUAGUGCUAAAGCGAAAACUCUCUUGGGUACAAUGGGCAUCUCUGGUGAUUUUGUUCUUGUCCAUCGUUGCCCUGACUCUAGGAACUGGAGGGCAUCAGCAAAGCUUGGCUGCACAUGGAUUCCAUCACAGUAUGUUUUUUAGUCCAUCUAACCACUGCCUUCUCUAUUCUGGACCUGAGGAAGCAUGCCUGGAAAAAGGCAACUGCGUAGAACCAAGUUUCCUUCCCAGCUUCCAGUGGAACAUCACCAGUACCAUGGCAGGAGCAUUGAAACCUCUCCGCCUCAGCCUGGGCCAUCUGCUUAUUCUAGUGCAAUGUUUCAUUUCUGCCCUGGCUAACAUCUACAACGAAAAGAUCUUGAAAGAUGGGGACCAACUUGCUGAAAGUAUCUUCACACAGAACAGCAAACUCUAUGCCUUUGGGGUGCUGUUCAAUGGGCUUAUGGUGGGGCUGCGGGAUAAGGACCGGAGGCUGAUAGGGAAUUGUGGCUUCUUUUAUGGGCACAACGUCUUCUCGGUGGCUCUCAUAUUUGUCACAGCUUUCCUGGGGUUAUCCGUAGCCUUCAUCUUGAAGUUUCGAGACAAUAUGUUCCACGUUAUGACUGCUCAGAUCACCACUGUCAUCAUCACCACCGUCUCUUUUGUCAUCUUUGACUUCAGGCCUUCUCUUGAGUUCUUUUUGGAAGCCCCCGUAGUGCUUCUCUCCAUAUUCAUCUAUAAUGCCAGUAAAACAAGAGGCCUGGAAUAUGCCACACUGCGGGAAAGGGGCAAACUCAUCAAAGGAGAUGCAUGGGAGAGGUCAAGUGGGGAUGGAGAGGAAUUUGAGAGACUGAACAAACCAAGCAGUGACAUUGAUACAGAUGAAGAUUCCCUCUAGCAUGAGGCUGGCUCAGAGGAGUGCUAUUACUCAUAGUGAGAGAAUGUUAAUGUUUUAUUAAUGUAGAGAAGGGUCAUUUUUCUCUACUUUUUCUCUACAAGAGAAAUUGAUACCAUUUGGGACUGAACAUCAGAGGUGUAUGAGGAAAACAUUCAAGCCAUAAAUAUAUGGAGACUUGUAUUCCCUCUUCCUAUCCACAUAAAUGAGGAAUUCAGAAUCUACUAAGAGAAACAAAAUUUGUAACUGAUGCAAACAAGAAAGCUGGGACCCUGGACUCAUUGGCAGGACUCACUUGUGUUAUGUUAUGGAAGGCAGUCCUGAACUCUAACCAUGUGUAUUUCAUCGCUUUGUUUGACUGUCCUGAGUCACUGCAACUUCCUGUAUGAAUUGCGUGGUUAACAAAGCAGAGAUAAAACUGUUCUCUGCCUUGCAGAACUGAUAUGAGUGUUGAAUAACAUUUCUGCUGCAUCUUCCAAUGUACAAAUGCUCCAGGAAAUUUUCUUUUGAGCGUAUUGAAUGUUUUACUGUAUUUUGGCAAUUCAGGUUGACAUAUCCCUAGCUGAGUAAAGGAGUCUCUCAGAAUCAACCUCAUCAAACUUUAACUUGAGAAUGUCUGGUAAAUAAUUUUGGUUUAAGGGCACGUUGAUCCGUCAAAUGAGCGGAUCUCUGGUGUGUGAUUUGAGUUUGAGUGGUCUUAAUUCUGUCUUCAUUCCUGUUUUUACAUCAGUGUAACUGUGUACUGACUCCCGUGGAGUCCUUUCUUUGCAAUUUUCUGUGAUGUAACUGAGAGCAGAAGAGAUUUCACUGACUUCAGCCACUAGUUCUCCUCACAUUUUCACUGUGAGACUUGUGUGCCUGUUUCCCAGUGUCUGGGGAAAUGGAAAUCUGGAAUGCCUUUGUAGAGAUAGUGAAUUUUACAUGUAAUUUAUGUGGCCUAACUUUGAAAGAGCUUGAAUAAAUGUGUUAUGCAGUA